AUGUCCGAAAAGCCCCUGGUCGAAUUCGAAGCUUCGACUGGCCUUCUCAAUCUUGUCGGUGCACCUAUCAUAGCCGACCCGGCUGAUUUUACCGGCAUUCAUCAUGCAGCACGAGCAUUAGCUGAGGAUUUUGGUCGAGUAACGCGAGGCAAAGAAAAUCCGUUUGAAUUAGUACCACAGGGCAGCUUACAAGCACCAACCGCCAUUAUCAUCGGAUGCAUUGAAUCAUGCUGGAUGAUUCAGGGGCUCCAAAAUCAGGGGAAGAUCGAAACUGCUCCUAUUAGGGGCAAAUGGGAGUCAUUCAUCACUUGUGUCAUUGAUGACCCACUACCCGGAUGUGCUAGGGCUUUUGUCAUUGCUGGGAGUGAUAAGAGAGGGGCGAUAUUUGGGGCAUACACCCUCUCAAGGCAGAUUGGAGUAUCCCCAUGGUAUUGGUGGGCAGAUGUCCCUGCAAAGCACCAUCGAGAGAUAUAUGCACGACCGGUACAUACUAUCCAGGGUGAGCCGAGCAUACAAUUCCGUGGAAUCUUCCUCAAUGACGAAGCACCUGCACUCACAGGAUGGGUGUUGGAGAAGUUCAGCAAAUAUAAUACUGUCUUCUAUAAGAAAGUCUAUGAGUUGCUCCUGCGCCUCAAGGCCAAUUUCAUGUGGCCGGCAAUGUGGCCGGGAUAUCCAAACCCCGGUGCUGUAUUCUUCAUUGACGACCCAGAAAACCAGCGUAUAGCCGACGAAUACGGAAUUUGCAUUUCAACUUCUCAUCACGAGCCAAUGCAGCGUGCUUCGACCGAGUGGUUUCAAGAAUAUGCGGAUGGAACGUGGAACUGGCUUACACACCGCGAUGAAAUUGUCGAGUUCUUCCGCAAAGGGGUGCAGCGUGCAAAGAGUGUAGAAUCUUACUUCACUCUGGGGAUGCGCGGCGAAUAUGAUAAGCAGAUGGUUACCGAUGAUCCUGGCGCCGUUUUGCGAGAUGUGAUUCGAGAACAGCGAGCUAUUUUCAAAGAAGUACAUGGCCGCGAGGAUGCGGUGCCUCAGGUGCUGGCACUGUACAAAGAGGUGCAAGAUCUGUACGAGGCUGGCGAGUUUACAGUGCCAGAAGAUGUGACGUUGUUAUUUGCGGAUGAUAACUUUGGAUCUCUGCGGCGCCUACCAUCGGGCUUGGAGGAAAAGAGAUCCGGGGGUGCAGGAAUAUACUAUCACUUUGAAUACGUCGGCGCACCCCGAAGCUACAAGUGGAUUAACUCGAACUCAUUGGGCAAGGUUUAUCACCAGCUUUCCCAGGCGUACCAACGAAAUGCGCGGAAGAUCUGGGUCUUUAAUGUCGGCGAUAUCAAGCCAAUUGAGGUCCCCCUUACGUUUGCGAUGGAGAUGGCGUGGGACAUUGGCUCGGUUCACAUGAACACUAUUCCUGAAUUCCUGGAAAACAUUGCGACUAGUUACUUCGGAUCUAGUUUGAGUUCGGAAAUUGUCUCCAUCUUGCAUGAACAUGAUCGUCUUGUCCGCAUACGAAAACACGAGCAUAUUGAUCCAGAAAGCUUUUCGCUGCUACACUACAAUGAAGCCGACAAUAUCGUUACCCGGUGGCAGAAGUUGGAAAACAGAGCAGAAUCAGUGUACAAGCAAGUAUCCGAAGAGCAGAGACCGGCUUUCUGGCAGCUUAUCGUUCACCCAGUCAAGGCUAGCUCUAUCUUCGCCGAAUUAAGAGUGGUUCAAGCUCGAAAUCAGCUCUAUGCGCGGCAGCGACGCAAUACAGCGAACAAACUCUUGCGUCGGGCGCUUGAUCUUUUCGAUUCAGAUUUCAAGCUAUCCCAAGAGUUUCACUCCCUUCUAGAUGGAAAGUGGAAUUACAUGCUAUGUCAACCACACAUGGGCUAUGGAGAUACCUGGCACGCGCCUUCACGGGAUGCCAUUUUCGGGCUAGCAUACGUGCAGCGAAAUCAAAACAGCAACAUCAUUGUUGGACAGAUGGGAGUUGCGGUGGAAGGUCAUGAAGGUGUCCGAGCUGGGCGAAUCAACGAGGAAAGUGAGCGCACGCAUCCUAGUCGACGGGACCUAGUUCCAGGACUCACGCUUGGGCCAAUGAGCCGCUAUGGUCCGACUAAGAGAUGGUUUGACAUCUUCACUAGAGGAACGCAGAUCAUUCACUGGAGUACCUCUGCUCCUCAUUCAUGGAUCAAACUCUCAGAAACAGAGGGGACCUUGUCUCCUGACGGGGAUGAUGUGCGUAUCUGGAUCACAGUUGACUGGGAUCAAGUGCCGACACAGAUUGAUGAGGAGAUUUUGAUCAGUGUUGCGUCCAAAGAGGGAGAUUUUGAACAUGUUCAUUUACCUAUACACCACCACAGAGUGCCACGAUCCUUCCGUGGCUUCGUCGAAUCAGACGGCUGUGUAUCUAUACCCGCGUCAGGGGUUGAGGUGAGGGCGCCGUACCAGCAUCAUCCAGAGCUAGGCCGGUUAAGCGAGGGGUCGGUGACUAUUGCGACUUCCUUCGAAGAAGAGACUUCUCUGCCAUUCAUUGAGUACCCGAUCUACGUCUUUUCAGAGUCCACUUCGCCAAUCUUGACAUUGAUCUUCAAUAUGACUCUUGAGAUCGACCCUGCGAAUCUGAUGUCCUACGAGAUUGCAGUUGACAACGAGCCCAUGAGUUGGCACCUGGCGCUACCGAAAUCCCAUGAGAAGAGAGAUAAACUCCCAGCUGAAGGCUGGCUGAGUGCUGUCAUGGAUUGCGUUUGGAAACGGGAUCACGUCGUCACCAAGCUUGACCCAGGUGCUCACACCAUCCGAAUCAGGCUGAACCAUCCAAAUUUGCUACUUGAAAGAAUCAUGCUGGACUUGGGUGGCGUGAAGGAAUGCUACCUUGGACCUCCGUCCAGCCAGUUUGUCAUUUAG
Penicillium daleae is the source of this 2886-nucleotide messenger RNA. RefSeq names its product glycoside hydrolase family 115 protein. The record is from RefSeq and is a predicted model, not a curated record. Lineage: Eukaryota; Fungi; Ascomycota; Eurotiomycetes; Eurotiales; Aspergillaceae. The transcript is spliced from 4 exons. The coding region runs from base 1 to 2886 and encodes 961 amino acids.